Messenger RNA from Trypanosoma rangeli, 1521 nucleotides. RefSeq names its product putative cholinephosphate cytidylyltransferase A. Lineage: Eukaryota; Euglenozoa; Kinetoplastea; Trypanosomatida; Trypanosomatidae. Bases 1 to 1521 code for a protein of 506 amino acids. Gene Ontology annotation, cellular component: cytoplasm. The transcript has a single exon. Gene Ontology annotation, molecular function: ethanolamine-phosphate cytidylyltransferase activity. Gene Ontology annotation, biological process: phosphatidylethanolamine biosynthetic process. The record is from RefSeq and is a predicted model, not a curated record.
AUGCCAACUAAUCUCAUUGACCACAGCUUUUUCUUUACGCCUCUUGAGAGGGACCGCAUCGCUCAUGCGGAGACGUUCGUUGACACACGCCCAAAUAGCCUUGUCACGGUGAUCUUUUACCCACUCUGGCUGGCAAUGAGUCGACACGUGGUGCCUGAGAUGGUGGCCCCCAACGCCAUCACACUCGUAGGCUUGGUAAGCUCUAUGCAAUCUUACCAAAUUAUUGGCAAACAGUACCAUGUAGGGAAAGAUAAUUUAGAUAACCUACAAGACCAGAGUCCUAUCUUACUGUCGUGUUUAUUAUGCAUUGUGUCCCUUGUAUGCGGCUCGUUGGAUGGGGUUCACGCAAAGCACUUUCGAUCUGCAACUUCGCUGGGUGACAUUUUUGCCCGUGUAUGUAGUAGUAUUUCACGUAUAUUUUUUGCUUUGACACUCAUGGAGGCCUUCAAUGUAAGAGAUCUUCAUACGGAAUGGUAUUUGCUUAUGGCGCUGCAGCUGGUAGAGUUUAACACGGUGCUUAGUCGUAUCAAUGCAGAUAACCUAAAGCGGGAGAAGGCGAAGAACCUUGCGUAUCAUCUAACGUAUUGUUUUCGUGACUCGGAGUUGUCCUUAUUGAUCUUAUGUGCCUUAAUUGUCCGUCUUGUUCAUCCAGACACAGGAUUUUAUUUGCUAUUCACUUCCAAUUUUCCAAAAUACGGGUUUUUGAUAUUGGUGGUGUUAAGCUUUUUGAAUGUGGCACUACUGAAAAUGAAGCGUAAGUACAAGAGUGGGAUAGCGCUUUGUCUGCUUGCUCGUUUUGUGCCUGUGUACAAGUUGUUUCCGCUGUAUCAUCACAGCACUCUCAGCGUUAUUAGUGGGGCUUUGGUGAUUGCGCUUCUUUCAAUAGAGGUGCACGUCAGCAACGUUGCCAUGCGUCGUGUACAUGCCGCUGUUUUGUUUAUUUGUAUUGGUUCUGUGUUUAAUGACCUUUUUUCCAUUGUUGCCUCCGUUUUGUACAUAAUUGGGAUGCUGGUGGAUCUUUCCUACUCCACUCGUAUUCCGCUAUUUGUACCGGUGAAGAACGUCUUUUGCGAUGGUGUCUUUGACUUGUGUCAUGCGGGGCACAAAAGCUUUAUGCAGAAGGCAUUGCGUCACGGAAACCGUCUUAUUGUUGGCGUCUGCGGGGACGAGGAUUGUGAAAAUUAUAAGCGACGCCCCAUCAUGACAACGGAGGAACGCGUCAAUGAGGUGCAGCUGUGCAAGUUUGUCUCGCAGGUUAUCCCCAACAGUCCGGUCACAGGUGUGACGGCGGAGAUGAUCAAGCGGUACAACAUUCACGUUGUUGUGUGCGGCACAGAGUACGAUAGACCUGAUGACACCUUUUACACCAUUCCACGACAACUUGGAAUUCUGCGAACCGCCCCCCGCACCGAGGGCAUCUCCACAAGCGUGUUGAUUGCUCGUAUUCGGGCGGCCACCGACGCUGAUGUUGCGGCAAAAGAUAAGUUGUCAGGGGCCUCCGUUGUGAAGGAGGGAUCGUAA